Messenger RNA from Clavispora lusitaniae ATCC 42720, 1926 nucleotides. Its product is annotated as protein kinase. NCBI's taxonomy places the organism in Eukaryota, Fungi, Ascomycota, Pichiomycetes, Serinales, Metschnikowiaceae. Gene Ontology annotation, biological process: protein phosphorylation. The record is from RefSeq and is a predicted model, not a curated record. Gene Ontology annotation, molecular function: eukaryotic translation initiation factor 2alpha kinase activity; ATP binding. Gene Ontology annotation, cellular component: cytoplasm; cytosol; nucleus.
AUGUCUAUUGUUCCCUACAAUUCGCACAACGAGAUUGUUUUCCACGAUCCGGCGAACGAGAUCUUGGUGAUCCAUGAUAGCCAAGAAAAUACCAUUCAACUAGUGCGGGCGCUACCGUUUGAAUCUACGGAUCAUGAUGCGUUCUCUUCACGGGCGUUGGAGUGGCCGGACUCAGAGCACCGCUAUGGGCCCGAGCAGGCCAACUCUUACUGUCCUCACUGUGGACACUCGUUUGCAGAAAACUCCCGCUCUGGUUUCAGGCGUCGCAGUUCCAAUUCCACAUAUACCGAGCUGGAUCUCCGGAAUUAUGUGCCGCUGCCGUUUUUGCACCAUGACUAUUUCAAGCUCUUGGCCAACCUCCCGCUUGGUGGCCGGUCGAUUGCGCUGUCUGAUUCACUUCCUCUGGACAUCUUCAACCAGGGCUACUUUGAGCGGUUUUUCCGGAAAGUUCCGCCAGGAAUCUUGGGUUCCGGCGCCCAUGCCCAGGUCUACAAGGUGAUGCAUGUGCUCAAGAACAUCCAGCUUGGAGUUUAUGCUGUGAAGCGAAUCAACAUCGGCGACCAUGUCCUGUUUCUUGACCAUGUGCUCAAUGAGGUUUUGAUAUUGUAUGAAUUGUCGGCCCAGGGCGCAAACGAAAACAACUUGAUCCGCUACAACCAUGUGUGGAUGGAAAUGGGCUCAGCAAAAGAUCUGAAUACUAUUCUUUUGAACAGAAACGGCCAGCAGUCUGGUCUAAACGAUGAAGUACCAUACGUCUACAUUCUACAACAGUACUGUGACGGAGGACACUUGGAAAACAUGAUAGCGGGCAAUUUCCAAACGGAAAAAUACAUGUCCGCAAAGGAACGCAUUGAACACGAACGUCAACGCAGAAGAUUACAGAGGGAGCACCCUUCGAUGCCCGAACCUGCUAAACCCCAAUGGCUUUCAGACUUUGAGAUUUGGAAGUUCUGCUCCGACAUUACUAGAGGGGUUCUUUAUUUGCAUUCCCACGGAAUCUUGCAUCGGGACUUGAAACCAUCCAAUUGUCUUCUUGACAAGAAAUAUGCGCCUUCUCUGCGGCCGUUCGUAUUCGAAUCUGCAGCCGACCUCGAAAAUGCUGCAGAUCUGUUGCCCAAAGUACUUGUUUCCGACUUUGGCGAAGGAAAGUUCAUCGACAAACAAAGAAUGGCAGAUCUUUCAUUGCAUGUGGAUGAGGAAAGACGUGGCAACACGGGUACGAUUGAGUUUACCGAUCCUAAACUCUGGGUGUACUCACAUUAUUCUUCAGGGCGCAAGCUAGCCUACGAAUUCACCAAGAGCAGCGACAUGUACUCGCUUGGAAUGAUAUUCUGCUACUUAUGCGCCGGUUGUUUGCCGUUCGAAAAGGAACUAACUGACCGAACAGACCCAGAGAAAAUCAGAAACGACAUUGGAAAGUGGCACUCGAAUCUUCUGCCUGAGUCUUUCCACGAAUGGUUUUCAGACAACGUAAUUAGGUCCCAGGGAGCAUUUAGCGAGUGUCAGCAGGAUUUUAACGUGUUGAUCUACAUGUUGAUCAAAGAAAGUUCCACUUUUACGGCGCAAGACACCAUGGCCUAUUUGCAAAACAUAAAAUGGCGCCGAUUAAUAGACAACGGGGAACUGGCCGCAAUUGAUGAGAUCGAAAAGCCAACCAGUGUUGUAUCGGAAAUUGUGGUACCGCGGUUCCAGUUACCACUGGCCAACAGAAUAUUCCAGCGCCGAAGGCUAUCUGUAUUUGCAUACUUGGUUGACUUGGCACUUCUUGAAACAGCUGAUGCAACAAAAUCAGUGAGGCUCGCGAAAUGUUUGAAUUUGGCCGGUCUAGCAGUGGAAGCCAUAGCGCCUGAUUAUUUGUCACUCCAUGGGGCGGCUAUCGGCGUCUUGAUCACGGCCGUGGCUUGGGGCUACACAAAGAUUGAAUAA